AUGAAGUUCUGCAUCCGAAACUUCAUUUGCGAGCACAGUCAGGAAGUGCCCGGUCCUCUCGACACCGUGUACAAUGGACGAAAGAACAAAGUGCCCGUGCUUCACAUUUAUGGCGUCACAGACACCGGGCAGAAGGCGUGCCUCCAUUUGCACGGAGUCCUUCCCUACUUGGUCCUUCGGGUCGGCGGAAAGUCCUCUCCGAUCGUUCUGACUGCGAUGCGCGCAAAAGUGAAUAAGGGAAUCGAGCGGGAGAUUGAGAUGACGACGGGAAAGAAGAACAAGUUCGCAGUUGACUAUGUCUACAAAAUGGAGACUAUCACCAAACGGUAACGGAAAAACGGAAAGCCAAACUAUUAAUAAAACAAUUGCAGACCAAUUUAUGGAUAUCAAGACGAAGAAGAGGAUUUCGUAAAAGUCUACUUCUCCUCCCCGUGGUACCUCCAAAAAGCGACGCAUGCACUCGGAAAAGAGGUGCUCCAAAGGGCCGUUUUCCAACCGUUCGAGGCCCAUCUUCCGUUUCAUCUCCAAUUUUUCAUUGACAAUUCCAUAUUCGGAAUGGACAAUAUUCAUCUGAAAACUGUAAAAUUCAGAGUUGGACCUUCGGAUUCAAAUAACGGUGAUUUUGAAAUGCAGAUUACUGAAUUGCGAAUCUUUCAGAUAUCGCGUACAGCUCCCUGACUUUCCGAGAAGUGAAGGAGAAUGGAACACUUCUUUCUCCUUAUGAAAGAGUGACAAAAUGUCACGUGGAAUGUGAUGCCGUCGUCAGCGAUAUUCUGAAUGUGCAAAUGCAUUCGAGCAAUGUGCACUCCUCGAAUCCAGGUCUAGAAUACAUCUGGAGAGAAGAGAAAGAGCGGUGUGAUGCACAGGGAAUUCUGCUGGAAGACGUCUUCAAUUCAUGUAUUUAAAGUUUUUACUUCUAGACAUUAAAAAGCAUUCUUCCAGACGAACCGCGAAAAGCAACGACGUGGCCACAAGAAAGAGAUAUGCUCAGAAAUGUGAGAAAAUUGGCAAAGCGACUGCGAAAUGAGAGGAAUAUGUCGGAACAGCUGGAAGAUCUGAUGCAGACGAGAAUAGCUGAGACGCAGAGUUCGACACAAUCCGCUCCUUCGGAUGUGACCAUUUGGGAACGAAGAGAAGAAGAGAGUAUGGAGAUGGGAGAGACGCAGAGAGGAAGAGAAAAGACUCCUGAUGAAUUGGAUGAGGAACGACAAAACGAAGAAGAUCGAGAAGAGAACAGAGAAGAAGAUGAGGAGGAAGAUCCAGCGAUUCAGGAAGUGGAGAUGACGAUGGUGGUAGACACUCAGAGAAUGGAAGAUCUGUCGGAGACGGCGACGAACAAGGACGAGCUGGCGGAUGGGACGGAGCUCAGUUCAGGAGAAGAAUUGGACGACGAAGAGUAAGAACAGCUUGGAAAAAAGUAUUCACAUUCGAGCGUUCAGAGAAGUCGUUCAAUGGAUCACGACCAAAAGUGCGUUUGAACAGAAGUUUAUCAGCAUGAAUGAACGGCUGUGUGAGAGUAAUCGACCUCUGAAGCAAAGAGCUGAUCUUGGAAAGUAAGAUCGACAAGUAAUCGUUCUGGAAGUUCUCGUUCUUCUUCACAGAUCGUUCUCUCGCGAAGUCACGUCGUGCUCCACAAUGACCGAGGAAACCGUGGUCGCCCCUGCCGAUUUCUCGCAAACCCAAAACGCUAGCAAAUUAUUGUCACAAACGUCAAUGGGUUUGGACUCACCUUGGCAUUUUCAAUUCACAUGGUUUCAGAAAUACCUCCUCCUUCUGAAAAAAGCGGAGAAUCGGACAUUGUAGGUCUGUGUGUCGCCAGCCUGGAACUGCUUGUGGAGACGAAAAGGCCGAUGCCUGAUGUGAUGGUAGGCAAUUGAAGUUGUUGGAAACUCAGCGUGUUUUCAGUGCGAUCCAAUCGUCUCCAUCUCCAUUGCUAUCUACGACGAUGUCUGCCGGGAUUCCUCUCCCAAAUUCCACGCUCUUCUCACUGUCCUUCCGAAAAGCCACGCUAAUUUCGACCAGCGAGUUUUGGAGAUGAAGGAUGAGACGGAAAUGAUCGAGAAUGUUAUCAGAUUAGUUGUGCAGUUUGACGUGGACGUAUUAGUUGGCUAUGAGGUGAUCCGACUCUCGUGGGGAUACUUUCUACGAAGAGCAAAACUCCUCGAUAUAACUGAGACGAUGGAUCGAAGAAAAACAAUUCAGUUCGAAGAGCAAAGGAAAGAGGAGGAAGAGCCAGUGACUGCGCCGAAAGGACGCCUUCUGGUUGCCGUCUGGAAAGUUGUUCGCAGUGAUCUGACUCUUCGGAACUAUGAUUUGGGUAGCGCCGUGGCCCAAGUUCUUCGGAGAAAGAUUGCAAUGCUCGACAACGCGACACUUACCAGAAGGGUUCAAUCGGGGAGAUCGGCAGUCAGGAACGACGUCUACACUCAUCUUCUGAAGCUCUCCACUGUCAAUAUCUCUCUUCUCACCGAAAUGAAUUGGUUUCUGAAGAAUGCGGAGAUGGCGCGGGUCUACGGAAUUCAGUUCCACGAGGUUUGGACACGUGGAUCUCAGCUGCGGGUCGAGUCGAUGCUUCUGAGAUUGGCGCAUCGAAUGAACUUUGUCGCUCCGUCCAUCACUCAUCUGCAACGCAACCUGUAAUUAGUCAUCUCGAAUCUCUAAUUGACCACAUUCAUUUCAGAAUGACAGCGCCCGAACAGCUUCAGCUGAUUCUCGAGCCUCAGUCGAAAGUCUACUUCGAUCCGGUUAUCGUCCUCGACUUCCAGUCACUUUAUCCGUCAAUGGUGAUUGCUUACAACUACUGCUACUCAACAAUUCUGGGAAAGAUUGCCAACUUGGCGCAAAUGACGGAAGCGAAUUCCGAUAAAGAGGAGAUUGUGUUGGGAGCGCUCAAACAUCAACCAAAUGUGACUGGAAAAUCUCAGAAAAUUUGAUGAACUUGCAUUAUUCCAGAAGGAUGAUUUCGUGAAGCUAGUGGCCUACAAACAAGUCUGCGCAUCCCCGUUAGCUGCGUUGUUUGUGAAAAAGGAGAAGAGGGAAGGCAUUCUUCCCCUUCUGCUCAGAGAAGUUCGAACUCACUGUGCAAAUUGAACCAGAUCGCUUACGUCUUCAGAUUCUGUCUGCACGAAUAAUGGUGAAGAACGCUAUGAAAAGGGCGAAGAGCAAGAAGCUCAAACGGAUUCUCGACGCUCGCCAAUUGGCUCUGAAGCUCGUCGCCAAUGUCAGUUAUGGUUACACUGCGGCGAAUUGGAGUGGAAGAAUGCCGUGCGCAGAAUGUGAGCGAUUAUUUGAGGAAAUUCUAAAAAAUGUCAAUUUUAAGUGGCUGAUGCGAUUCUAGGAAAAGGGCGGGAGACUCUGGAGAGAGCAAUCGAAAUGGUUCAACGGGGAAAGUACGGCGGAGCAGAAGUGAUCUACGGAGACACUGACAGUCUUUUCGUGCUCGUGCGUGGAGCCAGCGUGGCAGAAGCAUUCGCAAUCGGAAAACAAAUUGCGGACGACGUCACCAACUCGAACCCAGAUCCCGUCGUUCUGAAACUGGAGAAAGUGUACAAAGGAUGCGUGUUGGAGACGAAAAAGCGCUACGCCGGCUGGAUGUACGAACAUGAAAACGACGAGGGAAAACUGGAUGCUAAAGGAAUCGAGACGGUUCGCAGAGACACGUGUCCCAUCGUGGCGGAAGUGCUCGAGAAGUCUCUUGAGCUCAUUUUCUCGCAGAACUGGAGGGCUCUAGCCACCUAUCUCAACACCACGGUCAUCUCGUUGCCACGAGAAAACUUUUCCAAGUUUGUCUUCUGCAAAGAGUACAGAGGAGACUACUCACAGCGGGCGAUGGUGCCACAGAAAAAAAUUGCAGAGUUCGUUCAGUUUUUCGUCGGAAAGUUCAUGUAUUCCAUUCAGAAGCCGUCUGAAGCAGUGUCGGUCCCACGUGACACUCCGUGGGGAGCGAGUUCCGUAUGUGAUCAUCGAUGGAGUUCCCGGAUCUACCGUCUACUCGUGUGUCAGACCAGUUCACGUCUACGCAAAGAAUCCUGAUUACAAGGUGGAGAAAUUGAAGCGUUUUGUUUUUUUUAACUCUUCGCUUUGCAGAUCAACGUCUACUACUAUCUGAAUGCUCACAUUUUAGCUGCUCUCCGGCGAGUGACCGACCUUAUUCCGUUGCGGAUCGAUCUUCUGCCACUGACUUCGGAUCAAUGUUUUGUGUAAGAGUGAGAAUAAGGACUUCUGUAAUCACAUCGGCUUCUAGAACGGAUUGUGUGCGACUCGGAAAGUCCCCAUGGUGCGUGGAAUGCGAGAACAAUCCAGAAGAACUCGGACUAGCUUUGGUCCAAGCUGGAAGGGAAAACAGGGCGAGAGCAGAAAUACGGCAGAUUUGCAGUGGUUGCCAGUCGUCGAGCUGUCAGAUCCGAGAAGAACAAGUCAUCGAAUGCGCCAACUACUCGUGUCUUCUGAAGCAAACGUGGGCGAUAAUGGACAGAGCACGUAUGGGAGAAGUUCUCUCGGCACACAAACAUUUUCAAUGUAAUGAGUAG
Molecule: messenger RNA, 4529 nt
Organism: Caenorhabditis sp. 36 PRJEB53466
Lineage: Eukaryota; Metazoa; Nematoda; Chromadorea; Rhabditida; Rhabditidae
Source: the annotation of a GenBank genome assembly